AUAUAUAUAUAUAUAUAUAUAUAGAUAUAAAUCUCACAUUCUUGAUUUCAAGUCUCAUCCCCAACAAAAAUAUUUUUUCGUGCUUGACCCAGAAAAAAAGUCAUAAUCUUUCAACAGUAUAGACAUAACAUAUUGUUCAAAAGCAAAGAAAAGUAUAGACAUAAUAUGACAUCAAAGUUCCAUCUAAGAUUUCUUUUAUAUAUCGCUAGAAUAAAAUAGAUCUCGACUUUUGUCUUUUAUGAAGUAGUGAUCACAUGGCAGAUCUUUGUCAGGUCAUUUUCUUCGUAUAUCUUUCUUGUCUUUUUGGAGCAUUUUAUGCAAGUGUUGGAGAUAUCGACCCAUUGUACAGGGAUUGUAUUGUGCAAUGUGAAAAGACUGGAUGUGCUGGAGAAACAUGCUUCCCACAUUGCACAAACUCUUUAGAUGGCUCUUCAUCAAAUAGCCAAAAAGAGCCUCAAUACAUGCAAUUGAAUCAAUGGAAUUGUCCAAGUGAUUGCAAGUACCAUUGCAUGCUUCAAAGAGAGAAAAAAAGAGCUGCACUUGGAUUUGGACCUGUUAAAUAUCAUGGUAAAUGGCCACUUAACAGAGUGUUUGGACUUCAGGAGCCUCUCUCUGUUGCUUUCUCUGCACUUAACCUUGCAAUGCAUGCCCAAGGAUGGCUGUCAUUUUUCAAGCUAAUUAAGAGGACAUCCUAUGAUUAUGCUUCUCUGUGGUAUAUUUAUGGGUUCUUCUCAGUGAAUUCAUGGUUUUGGAGUGUUGUCUUUCAUAGUCGAGACAUGGAAUUUACAGAAAGGCUAGAUUACUCAUCUGCUGUUGCAUUAGUUGGAUUCUCACUGAUUAUAUCAAUACUAAGAAGUUUCAACAUAAAGGAUGAGGCUGCAAGAGUAUUGGUUUCUGCUCCACUUCUUGCCUUCUCAACUACCCAUAUUUUGUACUUGAACAACUAUCAAAUGGACUAUGAAAUUCUUUCAGGAUGGAACAUGAAAGUUUGUGUUACAAUGGGUGUUGCUCAGCUUCUCAUUUGGGCAAUGUGGGCUGGAAUGAGUCAUCAUCCAUCAAAAUGGAAAAUUUGGACAGUGGUUUUUGGGAAUGGACUUGCUAUGCUCUUAGAGAUGUAUGACUUUCCUCCAUAUGCAGGACUACUAGAUGCACAUGCACUUUGGCAUGCUACCACAAUUCCUCUGACUUAUAUUUGGUGGAGUUUCAUCCAAGAUGAUGCGAAGAACCAAACAAUUGACCUAAGUAAGAAAGUAAAGUAGUGUUAUUUACAGGGUAUAGUAUAUCUAAAUGGGGCUGAUAAUGUUUUACAUCUAGAGCUUAAUUUAGGCAUUGUUACUUAAGAGUAACUCCUUAUUUAUUCAUCUCCAUGAUUUAAAAAAUUGUUACAAAGCGAGUGAUGUAUUCUGUUCUUGACAUGAUUAGCAUUUCUUCUUG
Messenger RNA from Lycium ferocissimum, 1434 nucleotides. RefSeq lists its product as uncharacterized. NCBI's taxonomy places the organism in Eukaryota, Viridiplantae, Streptophyta, Magnoliopsida, Solanales, Solanaceae. Gene Ontology annotation, molecular function: hydrolase activity, acting on ester bonds. The record is from RefSeq and is a predicted model, not a curated record. The transcript has 5 exons. Gene Ontology annotation, biological process: GPI anchor biosynthetic process. Gene Ontology annotation, cellular component: endoplasmic reticulum membrane. Bases 255 to 1259 code for a protein of 334 amino acids.